Messenger RNA from Stylonychia lemnae, 477 nucleotides. Lineage: Eukaryota; Ciliophora; Spirotrichea; Sporadotrichida; Oxytrichidae. The record is from the annotation of a GenBank genome assembly.
AUGGACUUAUCACUGAAUGUACCUACAUAGGCAUCGAGUAAUUUUCGUCUAGGAUCAGCAAGAUUCUAGCCUGACACUGAUCGCGAUAAUAAAGAUGAACUUUUGGAUUUACAGAAACAAGGCUAGAAGAAAUCAGUUUUAGAUAAGCUAUUAAAGCAUUCUGGACCGAUAUAAACCUAACCUUAUAAAAAGCUAGGUGAAGAAAAAGAAUUGAAAAAACAUGAUGCAUUUAAUUAAGAAAAAGUAGAAACAAGUGAUAAACCUAGGAGUGAAGAGAGUACAAAGUGGAUCAAAAAGUACUUAAUUGUCAAAAUAAAGAAUGCUGAUUCCAAGUAUUUCAAAUUAAAAGGUGAAGUGAUAGAGGUAAUAAACAAAGAAAAAAUCAGGGUCAAGAUUCAAAAUGACUAAAAAGAUGUUGAAAUAUUUAAAGAAUAGGAUCUUGGAAAAGUAUUGCCUGGUGAGGGAGGAAUAGAAUGA